AUGAGUCAAGAUAUACUACAAAAGUUAAUACGUAAUCCUCAGGAUAUAUUCAAACUACAUAAUGAUAAAAAAUCAGACUCCAACAUUUUUAAUGAGUUAACGAAAACAAUAAUAAAUCCAAUUGUGAAAAACUAUUCAGUACUAGAUGAGUUGUAUACCGAUGGCUUAGACUCAUCACAAGUGUUUGGACAGACAAAGAUGGUGUUGGAUGGAAUAGGAAGUAAGUUGUUAGGAGAGGAUAUUCCACAAAUAAGGGAGAAAAUUGGAGAAAUCGAAGAAAGUGAAGAUGAAGAAGAUGAUGACGAAGAUGAUGACGAAGAAAGUGAGGAAGGCGAAGAAGAAGCGGAAUUUGACAGCGAAGAAGAUGAUGAGGAGGAAAAUGAAGCAGGUGGUAACUUUGAGGAGGUGAAAAAGGGCUCAGAAGAUGAAGUAGAGGAGGAGAAGGAUGAGGAGGAGAAGUUUUCUGAUGACGGUGAAACUUUGGUUGGUGAUGACGAAGAGGAAGAAGGAUCUGACGCUGAGGUAAAGCACAAAAGGGACGCAUUUGGCUUGAAUGAUGGAUUUUUUGAUAUUGAUGAAUAUAAUAAGCAAGUUCUUGCGCUUGAGAAUAACCAAGAAGCUGGAGACGACAAUGAUGAAGAAAUUGACUAUUUUGGCAGUUUAAGCGAUGAAGAUGAAGAGCAAAUGGAUUAUUAUGAUGAUUUUUAUGAUAAACCUGGCAAAAUCGACGUUAAAGAAAAGCCAGUAAAGAAAGUUGAUUAUGAUGACGAAGAGGACGAUAUAAGUGAAGGUGAAUUUGCCGAUGAAGAUUACGAUAAUGCCAUCAAUUCUGCCAGACUUGACUUAUUUGCCGAACAUGAAGAAAGAAAGCAAAAUUCCAGUGAAACCCUAUCCUCAUAUGAAAAGCAACAAUUGGCAUUACAACGUGAAGUUGAAAAAUUAGAAGCCGAAUUGGUUGCUGAUAAAAAAUGGACUCUCAAAGGUGAAAUCACAUCAAAUGAAAGACCAAAGGAAUCAUUGUUGGAAGAAAAUGAACUUUCAUUUGAUCGUACGGCAAAACCAGUACCAACAAUAACCCAAGAAGUAACUGAAACCAUUGAGGAUUUGAUCAGAAAAAGGAUAAAGAAUGAUGAAUUUGAUGACUUGCCAAGAAGAAUUGUUCAAGAUUUAUCUAAAUUUCAUCAGGGGCCUCAAGCCGAUGUAUCCCAACAAAAGUCUUCCAAAUCUUUGGCAGAGUUGUAUGAAGAUGAAUAUAAUCAAGUUGAUGCACAACAAGAGGAGCUUGAUGAGGCAGUAAAGAAACAACACGAAGAAAUUAGUGAGUUGUUUAUGAAAGUAACGCAUAGGUUGGAUGCUUUGUGCUCAGCUCAUUUCAUUCCUAAACCACAUGAGGUUAAAAAUAUUGAAAUUAAGGUGACUGACGCCAGCGCCCCUUCAAUCAGCAUGGAGGAUGCUCAACCAUUGAACGUAUCGAGUGAAUCCAGGUUAGCACCACAAGAAAUAUAUAAAAUGGGAGACGAUCAAGUCAAGGGUAAUGGUGUUAAAGGUAAAUCUGAAGUUCAAUUAAAAUCUGGUCUUUCUUAUUCCAAGGAUGAGCUUAAUCGUGAAGAAAAACAAAGAUUGAGAAGAGCCAACAAGAGAAAGAAGUCGAAGCAGUAUCACGAAAGAGAAGAAUUCAAGAGACAAAAGUUGAAACAAACACCUGAAUCUAAACCAAGGAAAUCUAAAUCUGGCGAAGUUAUUGAUACAUUGUCUAAAGCAAAGAAUAUUACUGUUAUUGGACAAAAAGGUGAAUUGAGAGAUGUAAAGGGUAAUUUGAAAAAGAAUAACGGACCACAAACAGGAAAUAGCUUGAAACUAUAG
Molecule: messenger RNA, 1863 nt
Organism: Lodderomyces orthopsilosis Co 90-125
Lineage: Eukaryota; Fungi; Ascomycota; Pichiomycetes; Serinales; Debaryomycetaceae
Gene: MPP10
Product: rRNA-processing protein
Exons: 1
Coding region: 1-1863 (620 amino acids)
Biological process (GO): rRNA processing
Cellular component (GO): Mpp10 complex; sno(s)RNA-containing ribonucleoprotein complex; small-subunit processome
Source: RefSeq, a predicted model, not a curated record